GCUGUACAUGAUGAAACAGAAAGACCAUCCAGAGUAACCAUGUGAUCAGAAAGAAUAUUUCUAGCUACACGUGGGCCUAAUAAAAGUAUUUCUGUUUUAUCAGAAUUAAGAAGACAAGCUCUUGUUGAAAGUGAGAGGUUUUUCUCUUUUACCUUGUACUCAGUAACUGUGACAGUCAGGUUGUUGAGCAAAUGAACUCUAAUAUAUUAAACACAAUGAAAAUACACAAUGUAUAACAAUUCAACAUAAACAUUAGUGAAAGACUGUAGAGUUCUGAGACAAAGAACGAAACUCCACCCGCAUGGCAUCAGAGGCCUUAUCCAAUAGAGAGACAAACACACAGAUACGUUUCAAGAGCAAUGGAACAGAUUACAGUUUGCUAAAAUGUAGAUGAUGGACAGAUGAGACAAAGAUUAAGCUGUAGCAGAGUGAUGAAAAGAGGAAAGUGUGAAGUAAAAAGAAAACCGCUCAUGAUCCAAAUCAAAGCAACACUUCUGGGAAACAUGGAGACAUGGACAUUUAUGGAAGACAGUAGAACUUGUCUUUGUUUUUCCCUGAUACAGAUAGAAAUGGGAUUAAAAUAUGGUGUUUUAUUCAACAGUUGAACAGUUGAACAGCUGCACUGGGAAAAAAACACUCCAUGAAGUAUUUAACUGUUUAAAUAUAAACUAUUACAAUGAUUCACUAUCUGUUGUUAUGUUUUAUAGAAAUUGUUAAAAUUGUAGCUGAACAUAGUUGUACUGAAAGCACAGAGUGAAGAUUGUUUAGCAGCGAUUCUAUUUGUAAAUCGUAAGUUUUUCUCACUGUAUUUUAUCUAACAUUACAUUUCUUUCUCUUGCUUUACACAGAACUUAGGAGUAUGGUAAGUAAAUAACUCGACUUCACAAGAAAGCUAGCGGCUGAUAUUGUAUAAACUUAUCACAUAUACUACAUUUUAAUCCAGGGAUCAAAUAGAAAUAUAAAAAGCAAUUUCAGAUCAUGUUUAUGUGAAGGACUCUGAUCAGUAAGUGAGAUUCCACUUCCGUCAGUCAGCUUUUUCCCACAAUGCUCCUGUGCAUAACCCCACUGCACUGCAAUAAUGUACGCAGUGACAUUUACCAUGUCGAGUAAAAAACAGAACAAACAUGCAACAUAUAACACACACCACUGCCAGACUCCAUCAGAAUCUCUCUCAUCUUAUACAGUCCAUUUUCUCCUGCACUAAUAAGGAGCUACACCUCAGUAUGGGGAGGAGAUCUCAAUGCACUAAUGAGUGUGAUGGCUAAUUGUAAAACCUUAACUAGCUUACCUUUGUUUAUGAAGAGACACACAACCUGUGUUAUGGUCAGAGUAAAAGUUAUUUUCUACAUUUACAAUUUGUCAUUAAACUCUCGUACCAUGCACAAAACAUUUACACUUUAUUAUUCACAUCCACAGCUGGGAGGAGAGCGAGAUCCUCCUCUAAAUGAAGACAUCUAUGUUUAUCAGAGUGACAGAGAAUGGACAGAAGAUGAGAGAGUGGAAAUGGAGAAAUCUGCUCUAUGGAUUGAAUAUAACAAAGAUGAAAAAAAGGGUUUUACUGAAUUUGCAAAGAAGAACCGAAAACUGAAAGAAAUUGAAGAGCAGCUAAAAAACACUAAGCUGGAACUGGACAGCAUGUGUAAAUCACUGGAACAUAAAGAGCAACAGCUAGAGGACUGUAAAAGAAUAAUAAAGAAUAAAGAUACAGAACUGAGAGACAGAGAGAAAAUCAUGCAGGAGAAAGAUACACUACUCAAAGAUACAAAUACAAAACUAGAAAAGACGAUUAAAGAGCUACAGGAGAAAGAAAGAGCUCUACAUGAGAGAGCUCAACAACUGAAACUGAAAGACACGCAGAUGCAGGAGGCACAAAUACAAGUGGAGGAAAAGGAGAAAAGACUUGUGGAGAAGGAUAAAAAAUUAAAUGAGAAAAAUGAACAGCUGAAGGUUCUAAAAAAACGUUUAGAGACUAAUGAGAAGCCUCUUUCUGAGAGAGGUGUAAUGUUAAUGGACACAAAUGAAAAACUUAAAAAUGCCACUGAACAAAUUAAGGAGAAAAUCUCAGAACUGGAGAAUAUGAACAAACUGCUGAGUGAGAAAGAAACACAGCUGAAGAACACAGAUGAAGAGCUGGAAACUAGUAAAAAUAAACUGGAGACACUGGGACAGGAGCUGCAGGACAAGAAGAGACAGCUACAGGAGAUGAUGGUCAUACUGGAGCAACAGAAAACUGAGUUAGCAGAAAAAAACAAACAGAAUGAGAGAGAAACACAGCUAAUGGAAAGAGACAAACAGCUUCAGGAGAAAUACACACUUCUAGAGGAGAAAAAAAAGCAGCUGCAGGAACAGACAUAUCCAGAAUCAUCAGCUCCCAUCAGAAGAAGAAACAGCAAUGAUUGGUUACCUCCAGCAAUGAGCGGAGAGUCUCAGGACUCAGCAGCACCAAUCAGGAGAAGAAAUAGUAUGGAGGGAAGAUGCCUAAAAUUGGUUGGAGAAUCGUCUAGUCCACAUUCUCCAGUGUCGGUUCCUGUAGCCGAACUGAGGCUGGUGCUGCUGGGAAGGACUGGGUCUGGAAAGAGUGCAGCAGGAAACACCAUCCUGGGCAGAGCGGAGAGGAACCAGGCUACUACAUCUACAGCUACAUCUACAUCCACCCAACAGAGUGAGAGCACACAGGGAGAGGUGGCUGGGAGGAAGGUGUCUGUGGUGGACACAUCUGACUGGUUCUCUCCUGGACUCUCUCUGGAGAAGCUGAGACAGGAUGUGGGACUUUGUGUCCGUCUGUCUGCUCCAGGAACCCACGCCUUCCUCCUGCUCAUACCUGUAAAGCAGCCUAUAGGAGAGGAGCGAGGCACGCUGGAGAAAAUGGAGGAGAUGUUUGGAGAGAGAUGUUGGAGAAACACAAUGAUCAUAUUCAGUGUUACUGAUGAACUUCAGAAGAAGAACAUUGAGGAGUUUAUCCAAUCUGGAGACCAGGAGGUCCAGAGACUUGUAGAGAAAUGCGGGAACAGGUUUCACUGUCUCAACAUUAAGGAGAGUGGAGAUGGUUCUCAGGUCUCAGAGCUGCUGGAGAAGAUAGAGAAGAUGGUGGAAGGAAGCAGGGAGAAAUUCUACAGCAGUGAGAUCUACCUGGAGACAGAAUCUCAGAUUAGAGCAAUGGAGACAAAGAUCCUGAAGGAAAGAGAAGAGAAAAGAAUGAGAGUGGAGAUGGAGAUGAUGAAAAAAAUAGAAAAGGAGAUGCAUGAUUCUCUGAGAAAGAUAGAGGGAGUGAUCCAGGAGCAUGAAGGAGACAUCAGACAACUUAAUGACCGAACAACUGAACUGGAGAGAAAGAUGAAAGAAGAGAAGGAUGAGGAGACAAAGAGAGAACUUGGGAGGGAGCUGAAACGAGAGGUAGACAGAAGGACAGAGAUGGAAGAAAAGGUGAAGAAACUAAAAGAAAAGAGAGAGAGGGAGAGGAGAGAGAUGGAGGAGAGGCACCAACAGGAGAUGGAGGAAAUCAGGGAGGUGUAUGAAGGAGAAGUCAGGAUGGAGGCAGAGAGAAACCUCAUGAAGAUCAUCCUGCCUGAACUCCAGAGAAACAUUUUGGCCUCAAAAACAAAGAUGCAGGAAGAGUUCAGCAGACAGAUGGAGGAGAAGCAUAGAGAGCUGGAAACUCUUAAACAGAAACUUUCAGAGCUCACAGAGAUUCUCAGACUGAGGGAUGAAGUCUAACAGACAACAGUGAUGAGCUUAACAUAUCAGAACCAGCAGCAGCUUUAAACUGAGUUAACAGUGUAUGUAUGACUUUGGGUAAAAAUCACAGAAUUAUUUUUAUUGUGGCUUGAAAUCGGCAGUCUUAUAUAACUGCAUUAUUUUCUUGCUCACCACCGUGUUUUAUUCCAUAAUGGUGCUAGUUAAGGGAGUCUAUAAUGAUAUAAACACAGGAACUGAAAUCAUGUAGUGACACUUUUCCUGUGUUUAAUAAUGUUAUGAUGUCACUUUUUAAGCUUAGUUCUCCUGCUUUCUGGUUCUGCUUCUUAAUUCAUGUCUCAUUUCUGUAAUAGAAACACAACAACAUACUCUAUAUGUGUAAUCCAGUUGUAUAUAUUUUAUUAACGAUGAAUUAAACAUUUUUUACUUUAUAUGCAAAUAUAUAAGAAUAUAAAUAAGAAUUGUAAUAAAUCCCUCCACCAGUAGAGGCCAACAACAAGCUGUUAUUUAUUUUUCUUUCUCAUGAUGGAAGGCAGGUUGGAUCCUUAUUUCUGCACAUCAGUGGAUGAGUAACAGCAGAACAGAUCUAUGCAUUGGGCGUGGUCACUGAAACAGUCUUAUUCCUGUACAGCUCAUCCUCUCUCUAAUUGCUGCUCCACACUGCAGCUUUCUAUCAGGAUCCAUCACCUGCUCCAACACACCACACUGAGAGUUAAUUACACACGUCAUGUUCAAUUCAGAACCAGGAAACAUCUGCAGUUUCACCAUAUGUGUCUAAUUAACUCAGUUAUGAUCAGAUAAACACUGUAACUUGAAAAGCAGGAAUAUUCUUAACAUGAACCUACAAUCUACUUGAAUUAAAACCUGACAGAGUGACUGAGGAAAGAUGUGACAAUAAAAUGUUAGUGUGAGUGUUUAAGUGUUAAAAUGUUCACUUUGGAAAAGUGAGUCUGACUCUCAGUGUAGAUGGGGGGAUGAAAUGCUGUGUGUUCUGGACAAGAGGUGAGUCGAAUCCACUUAAAUUCAGAGACAGACCAGCUCCAACUCACUUGAUAACCCUAAAGAUGCCAUCAUCAUCCGUCCCGAAAACUUCAAGGCGAACAGUGGCUUGUGACCUUAGAUUUUGGUGGAGCAGGACAACAUUAAUAAUGACAAAGCCUCAAACAACAUGAAGUCGAGAGGAUAUUACACCUGACUUAAGCUAUAGGCUACUAUCUAGUGAAUAUUUGAGUAACUCUGUAAAAGGCAGUUGAGAUUCAACAACGUUCAGUCAUACAACGUACAGUCUAGCAGCUUAUUAACACUGCAGCAGGACUACCCAAACAUCACAGAUAGAUAGAUAGAUAGAUAUAUAGAUAGAUAGAUAGAUGAACUGAAAUCUUCAGAAUAAAACAUUAUAAACAUCAUUAAUGAGAUUGAUACAAGUUUUGAUCAACAGUCUCAAUAUCAUCUGUUGCAUAAGCUUUGCACUGACAUCAACUAGUGUACUUAUUGGUUUGGGGUUCUCCAUGCCAAACUUUUUCAACACAUUCUUUGUGUAAGUUGUCUGACCCAUCCAGAUUUCUCCUGGGGUUUUUUGUUGUUGUUGUUGUUUUGUUUUUUAAUAACUUUAACUCCCAGAAAAUGUUUCAGCUCACCAAUGUCUUUGACUUCAAACUGAUUUGCCAAAAUCCUUUUCACUUAACUUAUUCGCUCAUUACUGUGACCAGCAAGAAUUGUGUCAUCAAUAUACACUGUAGUGUAGAAUGUCACACCCUCUGCUGCAGUAUAAAUACACGGAUCACCUGUAGUUUGUGUAAAUUUCAUUUUACACAAACUUUUCUUACUUAUGACAAUUAACAUAGGAAGGGAACUAAUAUUUGAGAUGUACUGUUCCUAAAAUGUGGUAGUCACAAUAAGUUUACAGCUUAUUUAACAUGAAUAAACAAUUUAACGCAUUUUAGCACAGCACCCGUGGGACACAUAUCACUGACUGGAAGACAUAAAACAUCUUAGUAACCAAACUUAUGUAGUAUAAGCAGUAGUGAAAUUAUGGUAUUGUGAAAUAUUUUUCCUUAUUUUCCAUUAUUAUGAUUCAAUCAUUUAAGAUCAGCUCAAUGUGAUUUUGCUUACUCAUGGUUUUAUUAAGUUUUUGUGUUUCUGUCCUUGAUUAUGUUGUUGUCAAGGUGUUUUAUCUUUUAUCUCAUGCUUUUCUCUUAUGUUUUCUUUAACUAGCCUUAGGUAUGUUGCUUGCACAUACAUCUGAGUAUAAAACCCAACUGUAUCCAAUUUAUGUUUGGACUAAGAUUGAGACUACGAAAUGCUGUAGUGCCCAGGGU
Ictalurus punctatus (channel catfish) is the source of this 6011-nucleotide messenger RNA. RefSeq names its product trichohyalin. The transcript is spliced from 6 exons. Gene Ontology annotation, molecular function: GTP binding. The record is from RefSeq and is a predicted model, not a curated record. Lineage: Eukaryota; Metazoa; Chordata; Actinopteri; Siluriformes; Ictaluridae. Bases 1249 to 3714 code for a protein of 821 amino acids.